GUGUUCCGGUGACGACAUCAACCCGCGCCACCAAUCUCAAACUUUUGCUGUGUAAUCUGUACAGCCGAGGUUAAGAGACGUCUGAUAUCUCUGAUUUUGUACGAAUCGUUCAGUUCGCAUCUGUUUCCCAGGAUGGAAUAUUUAAUUGGCAUACAGGGACCCGAUUUCGUCCUCGUCGCCGCCGACAAUGUGGCAGCCAACAGCAUCCUUCAGAUGAAACACGACGCCGACAAGAUGUUCAAACUGAGCGAGAAGAUCCUGCUGCUGUGUGUUGGAGAAGCGGGGGACACAGCCCAGUUUGCAGAGUACAUCCAGAAAAACGUUCAGCUCUACAAAAUGAGGAAUGGUUAUGAACUCAGUCCAUCAGCAGCAGCCAACUUCACACGAAAGAACCUUGCAGACUACCUUCGGAGCAGGACUCCCUACCACGUGAAUCUGUUGCUGGCGGGCUACGACGACACAGACGGGCCCGGCCUCUACUACAUGGACUACCUGUCCGCCCUGGCCAAGGCCCCCUUCGCCGCCCACGGCUACGGGGCCUUCCUCACUCUCUCCAUUCUCGACCAGCACUACAGACCAGAUCUGACCCGAGAUGAGGCCGUGGAUCUGCUGAAGAAGUGCAUUGAGGAACUGAGGAAACGCUUCAUCCUGAACCUCCCCUCCUUCACCGUCCGAGUGAUUGACAAGGAGGGCAUCCAUGACCUGGAGACGCUCACCUCCGGCCCAAAGUGACCGCUCACUGCUUAACUACCAACCCUCACGCCCUCGUUUCUUUACCCUUUUUUUUUUUUUUUUGUACCAUUGACCUCCUUGCUCUUUCUGUUCCAAUAAAAAGUGACACACAGUUGA
Messenger RNA from Cyclopterus lumpus (lumpfish), 849 nucleotides. It is a transcript of the gene psmb2, whose product is annotated as proteasome 20S subunit beta 2. The coding region runs from base 133 to 732 and encodes 199 amino acids. The record is from RefSeq and is a predicted model, not a curated record. The transcript is spliced from 6 exons. Lineage: Eukaryota; Metazoa; Chordata; Actinopteri; Perciformes; Cyclopteridae. Gene Ontology annotation, molecular function: peptidase activity. Gene Ontology annotation, biological process: proteasomal protein catabolic process. Gene Ontology annotation, cellular component: proteasome core complex, beta-subunit complex; proteasome core complex; cytosol.